Messenger RNA from Closterium sp. Naga37s-1, 384 nucleotides. The record is from the annotation of a GenBank genome assembly. Lineage: Eukaryota; Viridiplantae; Streptophyta; Zygnematophyceae; Desmidiales; Closteriaceae.
AUGCUCGGCCUGGCCAUGAGUCGCAGCCUGGGGGAUAAACCGGCGCACACUGUUGGGGUCUCCGCCACUCCUGAGGUGGUCGUGCGUCGUCUCGACCAAUCAGACGCCUUUUUGGUGCUCGGUUCAGACGGCCUGUGGGAGUAUGUGGGGGACGACGAGGCGAUAGGGGUGGUGGUGGUGGGGGGAAGCAUAGAGGCGGGAGUGAAGGCGUUGCUGGCCUUGGCUAAGGAGAGAUGGCUGACAAAAGAUGGGGUGCUCUGGUCAUGGGGUUCACACAUAGGAAGGUAUAGUGGUCUGAUAGAGAAGGAGUGGGGGGGAGGAGGGAAGCGUCUGGGCUUGGCUGAGGAGCAGUGGCUGUUCAAGGGAUGGGGCGGAGUAUGUUGA